AUGGUCGUCCAAAAAAAUUUGACUUCAUCUUUGAACCAGACCUAUGAUGUUGACGAGACAUCCAUGAACCCUUACUUUAUAGCGGUCUACAGUCUGGUGUUCCUAGUGGGUUUACUCCUCAAUGGCUUUACAUUGAAGGUCUAUCUUUGUCGAGACUGGCCUGAGGUAUCCAACAGCUUGAUGAUCUACUUGAAGAACCUGACAGCUGCUGACUUCCUGCUCUGCCUCUGUCUGCCACUCCGCAUUACCUACUAUGCCAGCAGCUCUCCCAUCAUUCGUAGGCUGUACUGCAGCUUUGGAGCUUCUGCCUUAUUCAUUAACAUGUAUGCCAGUAUACUAUUCAUGGGGUACAUCGCUGCCAACAGGUAUCUAAGGAUCAUCCAUCCUUCAGGAACUCACAUGCUGCAGACAGUGCAAACUGCACGAAUCAUCUCUGUCAUCACCUGGGUUUUUCUCCUGGCUCCAACAGUCGUCUAUGUUAUCAUUUUUUACAGCUCCCAGGAACCUCUGACCUUUAAUCCUAGCCGCUGCAUUCACCUGUUUACUCCAUCAGUCAGCCUGUUGUUCAGAAUUCUCCACACCUUCUCUGCAAUCAUCUUCCUCUUGGUCUUCAUAUCCAUGGUCUUCUUCUACUACAGCAUCUUCCGCAGGGUUUUGGAGGCACAGCAGAAGCAGCUGACCUCCUCUGGCUCUGAGAAGCUGGUGAAGUAUCGCAGGAACGUGUUGGUGCUGGUCAGCAUCUUCUGUGUUUGCUUUGUUCCGUUUCACCUGGUUCAUCUUCCCUUUACGUUUCUGUGGAGCGAUGACUCAGUAGGUCCAGUAUUGUUCUACCUGAAGGAGGUGACCACCAUGGUGUCAGUUUUCAACAUCUGCCUGGACCCUGUUGUUUACUUUUUCCUCAGCAAUACUUUUGGGGAGAAGGUGAGAGCCAAACAUCCGACUACAAACGAGGAGAAUAAGAGCAGCAAGGACAAGCUGGACAUCAUUACAUUAGAACAAGUGACUCGAACCAGUUAG
Messenger RNA from Pelmatolapia mariae (spotted tilapia), 1017 nucleotides. RefSeq names its product P2Y purinoceptor 14-like. The record is from RefSeq and is a predicted model, not a curated record. Gene Ontology annotation, cellular component: membrane. Bases 1 to 1017 code for a protein of 338 amino acids. The transcript has 3 exons. Gene Ontology annotation, biological process: G protein-coupled receptor signaling pathway. Gene Ontology annotation, molecular function: G protein-coupled purinergic nucleotide receptor activity. Lineage: Eukaryota; Metazoa; Chordata; Actinopteri; Cichliformes; Cichlidae.